Messenger RNA from Podarcis lilfordi (Lilford's wall lizard), 4493 nucleotides. NCBI's taxonomy places the organism in Eukaryota, Metazoa, Chordata, Lepidosauria, Squamata, Lacertidae. The record is from the annotation of a GenBank genome assembly.
AAUAGUUUCAAACUGCAGAUUUCCUCUUUCAAGUUAGAGCCUUGCUUCCUGUGUAGGAAGAAAGUGUAUUAGAGGACAGAAGUAGAGCACCAAAGUAGUCCCAGGGAGCAGGAUGGACAAGUUUCAUGCGGUGUUUGAUUUCUGCCUUAAUCACCAGAAGGCACUGGGCUAUGGGGCUGUCUCUUUGUUGACGGUUGGUAGCGAGCGCAUCUUUUCUGCUGUGGUGUUCAAAUGCCCUUGCAACUCCUGGAAUAUGCUCUAUGGCCUGGUCUUCCUCUUGGUGCCAGCCCUUAUUCUGUUUCUGCUUGGCUUCUUGCUCAGUAGCCAGUCUUGGAAGAUACUCACCGGAAGCUGCGCCCCCAACAGGCUGUGCAGGUGCCCUCACGGGACCCGAUUCCGGCACUACUUGAAAGUGCUGGGGCUGGUGAUUGUCAGAGCAUCUGUUGCUCCCUUGACAUGGAUUGCUGUGGCCUUACUGGGAAGCCGCUUCUACGAGUGUGCCGCUUCUGGGAGCUCUUCAGUGCAGGCGUACAUGUGCAAAGGCAAAGGGGAUGAGUGUGUUGAGAAAAUGCCUCAGGUUCCUUGUCAGAGUGGCACUGCUACCUCGGAGAUGCAGGAUAUACUCAUGAGCCUUCAAGCACAGUCUCAGGUUGGUAUAACCUCUUCCAGAUGGUACUACUAAGUUGUGACUUGUAAAUUGCAUGGGUGGGUGGGGGGCAUCUCAACUUGGGACUAGGGGCACUGAAAGGCUGCCUGCUCAUGUAUAAACUGGGAUUAUUUGGGGGAAAUUUACUCAUGACACUGUACCCUGCACAGCGUAUCAAGUGGUAGUGACCUGAAAAUGUGCAUUUUCUGGAAUGCCCUUCCUUCUGCUGUUUAUGUUUCCCUUCUUUUUCUGUUUAUGCUUUCUCCUUAGUAACUAACUCUAAACUCCUCUUUUUACAACAUAGCUAAUAUUCAGACACUACUUGAAAGUGUUAGAAGCAUCAUGUGAUCAUGUAUGUAGUUCAGUUUAGCAGACUUCAACAGGGCCUUAUAAGUGACAUUAUGUGGAUGGCAGUAUAAAAUCCCAGCCUUUAAACAAAGGCACUUGGAAGGAUAAGGUUUGGGCUGAUGAGCCAUCUGUUCAUACAUGAUUCUAGAUUCAGGUCUGAUGCAGUCGAAAUAAAUAAAAAAAUUGUCCAGUACCACCUUAGAGACCAACUAAGUUUGUUCUGGGUAUAAGCUUUCGUGUGCAUGCACACUUCUUCAGAUACACACCUGUUCAUACAUGAGAGAGGCCACGGUGUAGCUUUACAUUGUGGGAAAUGUUUGUUAUCACGAGGAGAUAGAGCUAUGUUAUCAAUUUUCCCUUGAUACCUUGGGAUAAGGCCUAAAAGGCCUUGACCUAGCAUUGUUUUAUAACUAUAACCUGUGCUUGUAUCACAUACCUUCCAAGAGCCCCAGAAAAAAAUGGGACACUGACUUUUCUCGAGAGAUCUCAGCGGCCAGUUUGGGUGCUACGACCUUGCAUACUCUUGCCCUGAAAAAAAGCAGUUUUUUUGGUGCUGCGAUUAUGUGUAGCACCCAAAAACACACAUUUUAGGGUGUUGUGUGAGAUCUUACACCCCCAAAAAGUACUUUUCAGGGCAAGAGUGAGGCAUGGGUCAUGUGACUGAGAGAUGUGCAUCCAGGUUUGUAUCGGAAAACUUUGGAAGGUGUGGGAUCAGAUAAUAAGAAUCUAUAUAGACAGCAGUUAUAUGAACCUGCACAUUUAGCAUUUAUUUUGCAGGAAUUAAUGAAAUGUAUACAACUGGUAAAAAAGAUGCAAUUGAAGCAGGGGUCAUUUGCCUAACAGAGAUAAACCACAGUAACCACUUGGCUAUCUUUGAAGAAUUCCUCUGGCAUGGUAAAACAUAAAUAAUUUCAGGGCCAUGAGAAUAUGCCCAAAUGAAACGGGAUAAGCUUGUGUCAGAAAAAUAGAGUGCUAUAUAAGAUCCCAGUAAGGAUCUUGUUGUCAGCAUGGGGUCUGCACCAUUUGCCUGUAAGGAGUUUGAAACCACUGCUGCCUGGAAGAGAGGGGAUUCUGGCAGACUACAAAGGGGUCGUAAGAAUAUAUCUGCUCUAUUCGCUUUGCUCUUUACUCAUAUCAUCCUAUGUAUAAAACUGUUAAAGAGCAACCCAAGUGUCUUUUAUUGCCUAUCUGAAUAAUUAAAAAAAGCUUGGGGGUUUGGCCAAACACAAAGCUCUGUAGUAGAGCAUGUCCAGAAGGUCCCAGCUCCAAUCACUGAUGUUUCCAAGGUAAAGCAGCCAGAGAUUAGAAAGAGCUCAGCUUGGAUCCUGGAUUGCUACUGCUGAUCAAAACAAUAGACAGUAAUGGGCUAGGUGGACAAAUCGUCUGAGCUAGUAGGUUCCUGGUAUUUUGGGGGAGAAAUAGUUAUUACAGACAUGACACAACCCCAAGUUAAUACUAGGCAAGAGUUCUAUGGGGCUCACUGAUGCAAACCUUGUUCUUAUCUCUCUUGUGCUUCUUUGCCAAGGUGCUGGGGUGGAGUUUGAUCGCCAGUGUCUUCAUAUUGGCCCUAGUUUUUACAUGCAUCUCCCGUUGCUGUUCUCCAGUCAGUAUUCUCCAGCUUGCCUUCUGGAAAGUGUACCUGGAGCAAGAGCAGCAGCUUUUUGAGCAAAAGGCCAAGGAUCACGCGGCGAAGCUGGCAGAGAGGAACGUCAAGUGCUUCUUUGAUUCCACAGAACUGGACGAGUUUCCAACUCCAAGUGCCAAAGAGUGGCACGGCAUUUCUUCCUUGUUCACCUUUAACCCUAAAAAAGAUUACUACAGCAUGAUGCACAAAUAUAACAGCAGCAAAACCAACACUGGCAGUCUUAGGUCUGUGGAGGGGGAUACAGUUCCUUGUUGCCUGGGGUUUGUGGAUGGCGCUGGUGGUAUUAACACACAAGGGUUAUAGUGAAAUAAUUGCUUAGCCCAUCAGGCUCUGUUACAAGAAGAUGUCUAACUGAACAUGGUUGUUAUUUCCUCUUUCCUCUUUUUCCCCUCUUUCUCUUGUUUUUUGGUGUUGGGUUGUGCUUUAUAUGUAUGGUGUGUAUACAGCCUGACCAUAAUUAACCUCUGACUCCUACUAAGACAUACAGUGGUACCUCUGGUUACAUACUUAAUUCGUUCCGGAGGUCCGUUCUUAACCUGAAACUGUUCUUAACCUGAAGCACCACUUUAGCUAAUGGGGCCUCCUGCUGCCGCCGCACCGCCGGAGCACGAUUUCUGUUCUCAUCCUGAAGCAAAGUUCUUAACCCGAGGUAAUAUUUCUGGGUUAGCGGAGUCUGUAACCUGAAGCAUGUGAAACCCGAGGUACCACUGUACCUGCUUAUCUAGGCUUUGGCUGGCCACUAAUUCCCAGCCUGGAAUAAUAUAUUGCAGACUACCAUGGGUGGAAGACAGAUAGACAGAUAGAUGAUAGAUAGAUAUAGAGAUAUGAGGUUUAUUUUACUGAAUCUGCUUGUAUCUUGUCAAUCCCUCUUAUAUUACUCAGAUGAAAUGUGGCACAAAGUAUUUUAAAAAUAAAAGAUUCAGGAGUCCCUCCCCCAUGAUGCUUUGGAUUACUGGAUUUGGAAGGAACCAAAUGCCCAAACUGCACAUGAGAGGGAGAGCAUAGGUGGAAGUCUUAUGCCAUGUUUCUGAUCUUCCAAACAAUUCAGGCCAGUGGACACAUUUGAAAUACUGAGAAAGCAUCGUGGCACCAGUCACAAAAUGUCUGUCAUAGGGACCUGACAUAACACAAAAUGGUUUACCACAUUCAAAAGAGCAGGAAAAGAGACAUGACCACAAAAUGGUAUUAGCAUGCCACUCGCCAGCUGGAAAAAGACACCUACAUUUGCCACACUUAUUCACACAGAAAAGCUCUUUGCAGCUCUAAUCUGUUCAGGGGUGGUGGGAAGAUGGGUUCCAAUUUUGGCAUCCAACGAAAUUUUAUUUUUAUGGUAUUUAUAAACAUAUUUCUUUCCUGCAAUAUAAAGCAUCAGGGCAGUUUACAGUUUUAACACGUAAAACAAAUGGGCAUGUUUAAGGCACAUUCAAUGUAAGAGACGCUGAGCCAGGAAUUAAGCAGGAAGAGAUACGUUUCUCUUGCAUUGUGGAUUUUAUGAGAGGAUAUUUACUGGUAUUUCUGGGCAUCAUGUUCACUGGCACAUGUGGGCACCAUGUUGGAGACCCCUGGUUCAGAGAAUGAGGAAAAUGGCAUCCGAAGUGAGUUAGUGUGUGUGGACUGAUACUGGGCUACUUGCCCAAAUGAAACUUUCACCUUGCCUGUCAAGGAGUACGAAAAAGGACAUGGGGGGACAACUGGAUCUCUUAUGUUCCCAAGGGGCCCCCAAAAGGAAGCAUGUGUUUGGGUAUUUCCACUGGAAUCAUGGGAAAAAACUGUUUGGUCUGGGAUCCUUCUGCAGCCACAAAAAGAGUAGUACACUUACCCUGCUUCUAAUAAAUUAACCAGUGCAACACAAAA